This is a messenger RNA of Rotaria sordida, 1401 nucleotides long. The record is from the annotation of a GenBank genome assembly. NCBI's taxonomy places the organism in Eukaryota, Metazoa, Rotifera, Eurotatoria, Philodinida, Philodinidae.
AUGCGAAUUAAUGAAAAAAAGAAACUUCAUGAAAAUCUAAAACAAGAAAUUCGUUCAUUAUUAAUUAGUUCACCAAAAACUAAAUAUGGAGGAUUAUCAGGUUCAUUAUUAUAUUCGGAUUAUAAAAAAUUAAAUUCUGGGAAAGAAGUACCAUAUGUUGAACUUGGUUUUCAUUCAUUUUUGGCAUUAUUACGUUCAAUGCCUGAUGUUGUUAGAAUUGAAUGUAAAGAAAAUAGUCCAUCAUAUCGUGUUCAUCCUGUAUAUGAUCAAACAACAGCACAUAUUCAAAAAAUGGUAUUUGAACAACGUGAUAAAUAUCAACAUGAAAAUCAAUUAUACAAUCAAAAUUGGCAUUCAAAUAAAGAUACAAAAUCUAAUAAACAAAUUCCAUUUAAUUUUUAUAAAAAUGGACAAUUACCAUAUUUAUAUAAUUCUUUAUCUUAUUAUACAUUCAAUAAUGUAUCAAAUAACUUUCAUCAUAAUACAAAAAACUUCUUCAGACAAUCUUUUCCACAAAAGUUCUUUAUAUCAAAUGAACAACGAAGAAAAUUUUCUUUUCAACCUUAUUUAUUGGUAACAUCAUCCAAUAAUAAUGAAAAAGAAAAUGGAAAGAUAAAUUAUCAAUCGAUUGAUAAAUUAUCUUAUGUACCUUUAACAUUGAUUGAUAAUCAUAAAAACUGUUCAAGUUCAAAUAUUUUUCAAGAAACACCUCCUCAUUUCGAUCUUAAUGAUUAUCAUUUAGAUGAAUCAAUUGAAAUAAGUGAAAAUGAUAUCGAUCAAGAAAAUAAUUAUAAUUCAUCUAUCGAUCAUCGAAUUAAUAUAUCUGAUGAUCCAUUGCUUACAACAUCAAUAAACGAUCCACAAAAUUCCGAAAUAGAUCAACCAUUAACAUCAUCGUUAAUAUCAAUUCAAAAUAGUUCAAUUAUAUCAUCUAUAAAUAAUAAAAAUAUAUCAGAAGAUCAAUCGAAUAACUCAGAAUAUCCUAUUCAAUCAACUUUAUCAAUUGUAGAAGAAGAAAAACCGCUGUUGAACAAAGAAUUAUUCUUUGAAAUUUCUCAUUGUGAUGAACAAGAACAAUCUAAAAUAGAUGAAAAUAUAAAAUUUCUAAAACGAAUAAAUGAUGCAUUACGUCAAUGUAUCGAUUUUCGUUAUAUACAUCGAUUACAUAAACUUAAAUUCGAAUAUCGUCAUUAUCCAUUAUCAAUUGAAACAUCAUUAAUAAAAUCUAAACUUGAAAAACUAGCUUUUAACAAAUAUCAACAUGAAUUAGAUGAAUUUGGAAAAAUCUCUCAAUUAAAUACAUCAAUUGAUGAUCAUUUAUGUCAAAUAAUGUUUGAUGAAUAUAUUUAUUUACAACGAAAUUAUUAUUAUAUGACUAAAUUAAUGAGAAAAAACAAAUAA